AUGCUUUGCCUAGAGAUUGUUGAGGUGCACGCACCUGAUAGAGUGAUGCGUCAGUUUGGUCGUCCCCAACAUAUACCUGCGAUUCCUAGUUGGGGAACCAACCACCACGUGCAUGAUCAGCGUAGGAGGCUUGGAUCGGAGGUUCUUGAAAUGUUGGAUAAAUAUUUUCGUGAUUGGGGUAAUCGACAUCAGAGUUUAGCGGUUGAGGUAGAUGAUGGUACUAGAGGGGCAGGGUAUAAAUUGUGGUACAUGCGGUAUGGAAGGUUGCUUAUAGUGGCAGAGAGACACAGCCUUAGCUUCACAUGGUGA
This is a messenger RNA of Solanum stenotomum, 309 nucleotides long. RefSeq lists its product as uncharacterized. The transcript is spliced from 2 exons. Bases 1 to 309 code for a protein of 102 amino acids. NCBI's taxonomy places the organism in Eukaryota, Viridiplantae, Streptophyta, Magnoliopsida, Solanales, Solanaceae. The record is from RefSeq and is a predicted model, not a curated record.